Penicillium olsonii is the source of this 1542-nucleotide messenger RNA. Lineage: Eukaryota; Fungi; Ascomycota; Eurotiomycetes; Eurotiales; Aspergillaceae. The record is from the annotation of a GenBank genome assembly.
AUGACUCCCAAUGCAAAUGGAGACAUGAAUCCAUGCUGGACAUGUCGCAACCGGCGCGUCCAAUGCGAUCUGUCCGGCUCUCCCUGCGCGAAAUGUGUCAAGGCUGGGGUGGAAUGCUUCGACAAAAGACCGUUGAGGUGGGUCAAAGGCGUGGCAAUUCGAGGAAACCUGCAGGGCUAUUCGUAUGAGGGGAGCUCAGACAAGCUUAAGAAAAAGCCGCGGGCCGCCAAAAAUGCCCGAGCUAAACCAAACAACCCAGAAAAUGCGUUGGUCAAAUCUCCCGAAAUCAGAUGCUUGCCGGCUGCAUUACAGGAUCCGACAAUAUUGAACCUGGAUAGAGUUUCCAGAUAUUAUAUGAAUUAUUAUAACGAGCACAUAUGCAAGCUGUUCAUUGUAUACGACAGCGAAAGGAAUCCAUUCCGGAGUCUCAUAUCAUACGGUCUACAUGACCCGGUCUUACACAAGGCCAUCCUUGCUCUUGCAGCAAGGCAUCAUGCGAAUACAGGCAAAUCAUUCAAUCAAAUUGAGGCGCCGACCACGCCUGAUCUCGUCAAUGCCGAUCGUGAUGCACUUCUUUUCAAACACCAGGCGAUGGAAGCCCUAUCCCGAAUCAUUGGUGCCGGAGAUACGCCGAAAAACGAUACCACUGUUGCGAGUAUAUUCCUCCUCAUCUUUUUGGAUCUUCUUGAGUCAGGAAGCGAUGGGUGGAACUUCCACCUGAAGGGGGCGAAAAGUUUGAUAAAAUCGUAUCAGCCUUUACUCGAGUCGCAAGCCGGGAUCAAUCAUGGCCCCGGUCAGACCUUGCAGGAAAUAUGGGGCUUCAUAUCUAUGCAGAUUCGCUCGAUCGAAACAUUGGGAGCAGCCUUCUUACGGCCAAAGCUACUGUCAGAAUUUGCCCCUGUCAGCCAGGAGGAUAUACAGCCCUUAGAGACAGUUGAGAAAUCGUUCCUUGGGUGCCCGGAGUAUCUGUUGACGGCCAUCCGAUUCUUCUCCAAUGAGAGAGACACCAUUGCAGGAUCAAAGUUAUUCGAACAGGGUGACCUUGAAACCCAUAUUCACAAUAUAAAUUCGAUGCUGGAGCUCGUUCGAACCUUUGAUAGCUAUGCAUGGGCUUUGAGCGUCCAACGCCCGACAUCAUCAUCAGUCGACAUGGUUAGUGGUCUUUGCACAUUAUCGGAGGUGUUCAAAACUGCUACUCUGAUUUAUGGCGGACGUGUUCUCGAUGCCUUCAGGGGAAACUACACAGUCCAAGACGAGCUGGUCUCUGAGUUGUUGGGACUACUCAACCUUUUGAAAAAUGACGAUGCAUUAUUCAAGUGUGUUCUGUGGGCAAUCUUCGUUGCAGGCCUGGAAUGCCAAACUCAGCCUCAGAGAGAAUUCUUGAUUGAAUGCCUGGAGACUUUCUGGAGAGACACGAGUUGUUUGAAUGCUGUGAAUGCCACAAAAAUCCUGCAGAACUACUGGGCGCAGCUGGGCUCGGAGGCUCCAUCAAAGUGGAUAUUCGACAUUGGAUGCUUAGAUCGUGACUGGCUGUUGUUAUAG